AAAACGACGUCGUUAGCUCUCCCGACCUCUCCUUUAGUCUGUCGUUUUGAAAUCUAAUUGAUCCAUCGAUUUCGUGGAGCGCGAUCUCGAUUUCUCUCUCCGGUAAGAUUGUUCGACGAAGAAGAUGAUGAAGAUGCAAAUUGGUGUGCUGGCGUGUUUGGUGGCUCUCUCUGCGAUUGAAUUCGGAUUGGCUUCUGCUAAUACCGUUCCUGCUUACCUCUGGUCUCCGCAUCUCCAGCGUGAUAAUGGGGAAGUGGAUGAGGGUGUGAAUUAUCAGGUGAUGUCUGCGAAGGAUCUAGUAGGUUCUGUUUUCACACAAGGAGGAUGGUCAAACUUUCUGUGCUCGGAGAAGAAAGUUGAGCAAGCUGUUGACGUUGCACUUGUGUUCAUCGGCAGAGAGCUACUGUCUUCUGAUGUUUCUUCGAAAAGGAAUUCGGAUCCUGCCCUUGUUAACACAUUGAAUAAUCUGUUUACUGCUUCGAACUUCUCAUUGGCAUUCCCAUAUAUUGCUGCGCCAGAGGAAGAAAGGAUGGAGAGUUUGUUGCUUUCAGGGCUUAAAGAAGCUUGCCCUCACAAUGUAGGAGUCAGCAAUAUUGUGUUCUCUGAUUCUUGCUUUGUUGAAGAUGGAACAAUUCAGAAACUCUCAGACUUGCAGUCUUUCAAAGAUCAUUUGCUUGCUAGAAGAGAAACAAGGAAAGAAGGAGAAACUGACUUGGUUGUGCUCUGUUCUGAGGGUUCUGAAUCAAUUAGUGAAUCCGGCCAGUCACAUUCCGAGCGUGAAAGCAUCUCCGAACUUGUUAGUUCUGUAGAACAAUCUGGCAGUAAAUAUGCAGCUCUUUAUGUUUCUGAUCCUUACUGGUACACAUCUUACAAAACUCUCCAAAGGUUUCUAGCUGAAAGUGCUACAGGUAAUAGCACCGUUGGAGUUUCCACAACCUGUGAUGAACUCUGCAAAUUCAAGUCAUCACUUUUGGAGGGCAUACUAGUGGGAAUCGUUUUUCUUCUCAUCCUCAUCAGUGGACUUUGUUGUAUGGCGGGUAUCGACACACCAACUAGAUUCGAGACUCCUCAAGAUUCUUGAGCAGUUGACCCCCUUAAAGAGUCAUCCCCACUCUUUUGCUUUGUUUUUGCUUGUGACGGGUCUUUUCUUCUGCAUAGUGCGUAUGGUGAAAAAGGUAUCUCAAUCUCGAUUGUUACAUCUAAAAACAAAAAUGGAUAUGCGAUUAAAAUCCCCCUUGUAACAUUUAUUCAUCUUGUUUGUGAGUCUUUCCUAAGCGUUAUAAAUUAAUAAUGGAGAACGAGUAAAAGAACCAGAGAUACACUGGAAGAACACAUUCUUUUAUAAAGUUUGUUAUAUCUCAA
Messenger RNA from Brassica rapa (field mustard), 1362 nucleotides. RefSeq lists its product as uncharacterized. Lineage: Eukaryota; Viridiplantae; Streptophyta; Magnoliopsida; Brassicales; Brassicaceae. The record is from RefSeq and is a predicted model, not a curated record.